AUGGCAGACUUGACCGAUAGUGCCAAGACACUCUACAACAAGAUGUUGGAGUCUCCAGCGUCCACGUUGUUCGGCCAAGAGGACCUCGUCAAGUCCACGGGCAUGAAGCUUAACGACUUAGUUAAGUUCGUCCAAGAGUUGCUCAACCAUAAGCUCAUCAAGUUGGUCAAGCAGGGCGAAGAAUUGAAGUUCCAAGCUGUUUCGAUGGCCGAGGCCUCCAAGAUCACCCAGAUGUCUGACGACGAAGCCAUGAUUUACUCCUACAUCGAAGCCUCGGCAAGAGAGGGUAUUUGGACCAAGACCAUCAAGGCCAAGACCAACUUGCACCAGCACGUUGUGGUCAGAUGCUUAAAGUCCUUGGAAAACCAACGUUACAUCAAGUCCAUCAAAUCGGUAAAGCAUCCAACAAGAAAAAUCUACAUGUUGUACAACUUACAACCAUCCAUAGAAGUCACAGGUGGACCUUGGUUUACUGAUUCCGAAUUGGACACCGAGUUCAUCGACUCAUUAUUGACUGUCAUAUGGAGAUAUGCAGCCUCUAUCACCUACCCCACUGCAUUCCAGCCUCUCAAGCCAGACACAAACAUUCUCCAGGCUACCUAUCCGAUCACGUUUAAUGGUUUUGUCAACCUAGACUCAAUCAUGAAUUUUAUCACCUCGAACAAAAUUACAAACAUUGAUUUGGCUAUCAGCGACAUCAGGUCCUUGUGUGAUGUUCUUGUCAAUGACGAUAAAUUGGAAUUGGUAAACUACACAAAUGACACCUACAAAGCUACCUGGCAAAGUGUGUUGGAGGCUGGAUACGGAAAGGCGUACGCAGAUGAGGAAAACAAGGCCUUGACAAGUGAAUCCUUGAGGGUUUCCUUGCAAAACCAGCCGUUUUCAUUAUUCGAUCAUUUCUCGGUGAUUCCUGAGGAGACCGAUGAGGCAGAUUUGGUAUAUUUGGAGUCCUGGAUCAAUGAAUAA
Messenger RNA from Suhomyces tanzawaensis NRRL Y-17324, 966 nucleotides. Its product is annotated as DNA-directed RNA polymerase III subunit. Gene Ontology annotation, biological process: transcription by RNA polymerase III. The coding region runs from base 1 to 966 and encodes 321 amino acids. Gene Ontology annotation, cellular component: RNA polymerase III complex. The transcript has a single exon. The record is from RefSeq and is a predicted model, not a curated record. Lineage: Eukaryota; Fungi; Ascomycota; Pichiomycetes; Serinales; Debaryomycetaceae.